CCAGGACAAAGGCCCGACUCCAUGGUGACUGGACUCCACCUCUGAUCUCCACGGAGACAGGAACCCCCUGCAGCAGUGACAACAAACCAGCUGGGGAAAGAAAACACCGGGGGCUCCAUGGCUCAGAAUGGGGGACAAGAAGCGAUGGCUAACUCCACAAGUGAUUCAAAGAUGAGAAAAGUCAUUGAAGAUCUGACAAAAAGCCUGAAAGAACUCUGUAGGAGCCCCGAAGAUGAGAAGAGUGAGAAGGCAUUGCUACAAUCACAUCUAGAACAGCAUCACCUCAUCUGUAUGUUGAAGAAAAAAGCAGAGGAUGCAUACAAACAAUGCAAAGGCCUGAAGCAACAAAACAUGGAGCUGGAGAAACUGAGGAGAGAGGAUGCUGUGAAGAUGAAAGCCCAGACCCAGCAGAUUCAGUGUUUGGAGUGGCGCUUCAGGGAUCUGGCUGACAACCAUGAAAAAAUGAUCCAGCUCAAGGAUGAACACCGGGAACGGAACAUGCAGCUGCAGGAGGAGAACAAGCGCCUGCAGCAGGAGAACCAAGUGCUCUUCGGUCAGGCUAUGAAGAGGAAGGAAGCUGAAGUGCUCCAGCUUGCUGCCCAGGCCAGGAAGCUCUCGGAGCAGUUAGACUCCUUACAGGAGAAAUGUGCUUAUGAGACCUGCAGAGCGCAGGAGCGGGAAGAGGAGCUGCUGGAAGCUAAGAGCCAGCAAGCCAGCUCCUACGCCUGGGAGGUUGAUUCCUUAAAGCACCAGCUGCAGUGCCUACAGGAGCAGCACAAACAAACCCUGGCGAAGGCAGAGCACGUGGAAAGCCAGCAGAGAGCCCAGGACAGCGAGUUGCGAGCCAGGCUGCAGAGGGCCAACGAGGAGAAAAAACAGCUCUUGAACCUGGCCACGGAGAGAGGCAAAGCUCUGCAGGACAAGCAACAGGAAAUUCAGCAGCUGUGGAAGAAGCUGGAGACGGCAGAGAAAGCCAAGCGGAAAGCAGGGAAGCGCGCGGUGAAAGAGGCAGCAGCAGCGGAAAGUGAGCUGAAGGUGCAGGAGCUGCAGCGGGAGCUGGAAAGCAGCAAGCAGGCGUACAAUGAACUCGUGCUGCACUUCAAUGCCUACAGGAAGCACAGUGAGGAUUUACUGACGAAAGAGAAAGCGCUGAAUGACAAACUCCGUCAUUUCAUUGUGUGACUACAGCUUUCUCAGUGCCUCUCUCAUGGCACACCACUUCACGCUGUUCCCUUGCACGAGAUCAUCUUCUGCUUCCUCUGUAAUGCACUUGCCAGUUUAAAGCAGCCUACAAAGAGUUCUGUGGCCUGUUUCUUUGUUAUACUUUUAUAGAAGGAAGAGCCGUUAAAUCUGAACGGGGAUGGUUGAACCAGUCAAAGCUGAGACAUGACAUUAGGGUGGAAAAUGUAAAGUAUGAGUUUGAUAUAUCUGAUCCUAACCUCUGCUCUAUCAUAAUUUUCACUUUUUAUAGUUAAAAGCACAUUAUUUUCCAAGAUGGACAAAAGCUCAACCCCUUUUGAGCCUUUUGUGUUUGAUUCUUCCUUGAAGUUCAGCAGAGGCUGGGCAUGUAAGAGGUAACACCGAGGCUCC
Molecule: messenger RNA, 1590 nt
Organism: Neopsephotus bourkii (Bourke's parrot)
Lineage: Eukaryota; Metazoa; Chordata; Aves; Psittaciformes; Psittacidae
Gene: CCDC89
Product: coiled-coil domain containing 89
Exons: 2
Coding region: 118-1182 (354 amino acids)
Source: RefSeq, a predicted model, not a curated record